UGUUAGGGGUAUUGGGAGCUAAAGCCAGCUCGCUACCAUCAAAAUGCUGGCUGCUUAUGGUCUGCAAGGCUUUUGCCUUGCAGGUCUCUCUGGAGGUUCACGGCGAGUCAUCCGCCCCUCUUGCAAAGGUUGCAUCUUUGCAGCGGACACUGUACCUCAGCAGUGGCCCUAGUGAUGCAAUCAUUCUCAAUGGGAUCAAUGACUCCAGCGCUCAGGGACCUUCCAGAAUGACUUGGGGGUAUUGCAAGUCAAGUCCUGGAGUCUUUCCUUUGUCUAGGGCCUUUGCUGCUGCACAUGUGUUCCCUAGUAAUCUGGCCUGUGUUCACCUUCAGUAGGAAAAUCUCAAUAGAAAUGACACUAAGCUUUGCAACGAGCUUUCUCUUCCUUUAAAACGUGUUUGGAAAUGGAUUUCAUCUUUGCACCUAAGCAUCUCUGAUUCAAGGGAGCUCAUUUGUGACAGUGGGAAGGACUUUUGAGAAGAUGCCAGGCAUUCCUUAGAUCCAUGUUACCUGCUUCCAGUCAGUGCCUGAAACUUAUGAAUGUGUUUAGCCCCUGUCUCCCCUCCACCAGAAUGUAAGCCACUGGAGGGCAGGAAACUUAUUUUAGUCACCACUGUUACCCCAGUGCUACCAGAACAAGAACACUGCCAGUCAUGUAGUAGAUGCUCAAUAAAUAUUGGCUUAAUUGAAUAACAGACUACAAGCAAUGUGGCAAUAAGCAACACAGCCAGCAGCCAUAUCUUGGUAUCUCCUGAAUUAUCUGUUGCCCCAAAGAUCCAGAAACGGAGAUGAUCUCUCAUCACCAGGGUCUGGACUUUAUUUCCAAUCAUUGCUCUCUCCUCUGUGUCAGUCUGCAUGUCAGAGAAACUCAUGCUCCGGGCCCUUCACCGUUAUCUCUUGGGGACUCCGUGUCGGAGACAUCAUUGUCGAGGGGCACUGUGGACUCCAUGGGCAGCUCCUCUGCCCGGGGCUCAGCCGAAAAAGGCAGUGACUUCCCUCUUACCUCAAAGGAAGAACGGGCAGUGCUCCCAGGACGCUGUCCUUGGACGCCUCUGUUCACAAGCUCCAAGACUGCUUUGGCUGCGCCCCUGUGUCGUGAGGCUGACAAUGUUUUUCUCAAGCCUUCCCAGCCGACAGCUUCCACUGAUGCAGGUGCUAUUCAAGUCGGUGGAAGAACUCUUUCUUCAAAUUCCUUCUCACCAGAGGCAUUCGUGCUCCCUGUGGAUGUAGAAAAGGAAAAUGCUCACUUUUACAUUGCAGAUAUGAUUAUAUCAGUCAUGGAGAAUGUGAAGUGUAGUAUUCUGAGUCAACAGCACACAGAGACCUGGAGUACAGGAGAGGCCAGCGGGUCACUCGGGAACAAGCCAGCGGACUCGGAAGUGACGUUUUAUAGCCACAUAAAGCAGGGAUCUGGCUCUUCCACUUCGUCCCACAGUGGCUCUGAAGGUUGUGCUGUGUUACAGGUCAGCCCAGUGGCUGAAACACCUCCUUACGAUGUGAUGAAAGAGGACUGCAAAUGUGACUUGGAGGAAUUCGUUAUCGUAGAACUUGGAGAUUUCAGCAAUACCACAGAGACCUGUGGAUGUUCCUGCAGCUCCUCUAAGAGUGUCAUUUAUGAGCCAAACUUCAAUUCGGCUGAGCUAAUAGCCAAGGAGUUAUACCACUUAUUCAAGAAGUGCUGGAUGUCAGAAGUUAAUUAUCAGCUGGCAGGCUCCCUGAAUACAGCUGGCUCCAUAGUUGUAAAUGAAGAAUGUGUCCAGAAAGACUUUGAAUCCAGCACGGAUGUAGUACAGGAAAUUAAAUUGAAGUCGAGGAUCAGAGAGACUGGAGACUGGGCGCCCCCUAGGUUUCAAAUCAUAUUUAAUGUUCAUCUACCGCUCAAGAGGGAUCUCAUGGUAGCAGCCCAAAAUUUUUUUUGUGCUGGCUGUGGAACUCCAAUAGAACCUAAAUUUGUGAAGCGGCUCCGCUACUGCGAAUACCUGGGCAAGUAUUUCUGCGACUGCUGUCACUCGUACGCGGAGUCUUGCAUCCCUGCCCGGGUCCUCAGGAUGUGGGACUUCAGGAGGUACUAUGUCAGCAAUUUCUCCAAACGGCUGCUGGACAGCAUAUGGCACCAACCCGUCUUCAAUUUGCUGCACGUAGGCCACGGCCUGUAUACGAAGGCCAAGGAGCUGGACAGAGUAAGGGAAAUCCAGGAGCAGCUAUUUCAUAUCAGGAAGCUGUUGAAGACCUGCAGGUUUGCUGAAAGCACAUUAAAGGAGUUUGAACAGGUGCCGGGGCACUUGACUGAUGAGCUUCACCUGUUCUCCCUGGAGGACCUGGUCCGGGUCAAGAAGGGGCUGCUGGCGCCCUUGCUCAAGGACAUUCUGAAAGUUUCCCUCGCGCACGUGGCCAGCUGUGAGCUGUGUCAAGGAAAGGGUUUCAUUUGUGAAUUUUGCCGGAGUACAGCUGUCAUCUUCCCGUUUCAGACCGCAACGUGUAGAAGAUGUUCAGCAUGCAGGGCUUGCUUUCACAAGCAGUGCUUCCAGUCCUCCGAGUGUCCCCGGUGUGCGAGGAUCACAGCAAGGAGGAGACUUUUGGAAAGCGUGCCUUCGGUGGCGACCUCAUGCCCUUGACUGUUGUGAGAAAGACUGUGAAACACUUGUUAUGAUCACGUCUCCUAUUGAUAAGAUCGUUUUAUUAUUGUCUAUUAAGAAAAAAAGAUGGCCAAUAUUCUCUUUAUUAUGUAUAUUUAAUAUUUUACAAGAAUGCAGAUUCUUUGUUGUUAAGCAUAGGGUUGUUACUGGUGAUUUUGUUUACAAAUGUUCAAUGUUGUUGCUGCUACUGGUUUUUUAAGGUGUUUUUUUUUCUUUUGAUACUUCUUAAAUUGGAUUUGAAUAGUUGUAUUUAGCUAAUGGUGGAGCCUAUUUUUUAUGAAUUGUAACUAACAAGACAAAUUACUCAGUUCCUCUUCCCGCAAAGCUUGUUUUGUGAAAGGGAUUGGUACUUUCAAGGAACAAAAAGGCAACCAAAAAUCUGUUUGCUCAGGCUUUUUUUUCCAACUUAACUUCCAUUUUGUAAUUGUAGCAGUCUUACAGAUUUACUUA
Molecule: messenger RNA, 3085 nt
Organism: Kogia breviceps (pygmy sperm whale)
Lineage: Eukaryota; Metazoa; Chordata; Mammalia; Artiodactyla; Physeteridae
Source: RefSeq, a predicted model, not a curated record